AUGGUCUCCAUAAUUAAAUCGCGGCUUCCGCACCCGCUAGAUCCUCUUUCCACAGACGAGAUUGCCAUCGCCAUCGCCGCAGUCCGCAAGCACCAUGGCGAAUGCUUCUUCAACGUCGUCUCGCUGCACGAGCCACGCAAAGCCGAAAUGCUGAAAUGGCUGGAGAGUGCGCACUCUCCGGCCAGCGAGUCACUACGUCCGGCGCGUGUGGCCAAUGUAGUCGUGAUUAUUCAGGGCGGCAAGGUCUAUGAUGGUCUUGUAGAUAUCAAGAGCGGAAUUAUUAUAAAAUUGGAGCUUAUGGAGGGGGUUCAACCUAUUCUCACGAUGGAGGAUCUUCAGAUUGUUGAGCAUAUCUGCCGAACAGAUCCCAAGGUCAUUGAGCAGUGUGAAAUCUCCGGCAUCCCUAAGUCCGAUAUGCAAAAGGUCUACUGUGACCCGUGGACGAUUGGCUAUGAUGAGCGCUACGGCAAUAAUGUCCGUCUGCAGCAAGCUCUUAUGUACUACCGUCCUGAUGUCGAUACCUGCCAGUACCAGUACCCGCUGGAUUUCUGUCCAAUCUAUGACGCUAACAAGCGAGCUAUUAUUGACAUUGACGUUCCCAAGAUUCGCCGACCUCUUAGCAAAGCUGUUCCAAUUGACUACACGCCUAAGGCUGUAGCUAUGGCCGGUGGAUAUAGGACAGACUUGAAGCCUAUUAACAUUACGCAACCCAAGGGCGUCUCGUUCAAAAUGGAUGGCAGAGAGCUAGAGUGGCAAAACUGGAAGUUUCAUAUUGGAUUCAAUUACCGAGAGGGUAUUGUGUUGAACAAUAUCACAUAUAAUGAUAAGGGAAACCGCAGGCCAAUCUUCUACCGUCUGUCACUCGCCGAGAUGGUGGUGCCUUAUGGAAACCCAGAACAUCCCCACCAGCGCAAGCACGCCUUUGACCUGGGGGAAUAUGGUGCAGGCUACAUGACCAACUCCCUUUCUCUAGGCUGUGACUGCAAGGGGUCAAUUUAUUAUCUCGACGCCGACUUCCCUACUCGUGAUGGCUCUAUCCGCACUAUUAAGAAUGCGAUCUGUAUUCACGAGGAAGAUGCCGGGAUUCUCUUCAAGCACACAGAUUUUCGCGAUGACUCUGUCAUUGUUACGCGUGCUAGAAAGCUCAUCAUUCAGCAAAUCUUCACCGCGGCCAACUACGAAUAUUCUUGUCAGUGGAUCUUCCAUCAAGAUGGCACCAUCCAGCCCGAGAUCAAACUCACCGGUAUCCUCAAUACAUACGCCAUGAACGUCGAUGAAGACGCCGGCCCAUGGGGUACCCAAGUCUAUCCUGGAGUUAACGCUCAUAACCACCAGCAUCUAUUCUGCUUGCGUAUAGACCCUAUGAUAGAUGGGCAUAAUAACACGGUUAAUAUGGUGGAUACGGUGCCUAGUGAGGCUCCUGUUGGAAGUGAGGAUAACUUCUAUGGCAAUGCCUUCUAUGCGAAGAAGACUAAGCUUGACACAACUGGUAAGGCCAUGACCGAUUAUAAUGGAGCGACGAGCAGGACAUGGGAGAUCGUCAAUGAGUCAAAGCUACAUCCUUACAGUAAGAAGCCUGUGUCGUAUAAGCUAGUGAGUCGAGAAGUACCGGGGCUUCUACCCCAGAAGGAUAGUCUUGUGUGGAAGCGAGCUGGCUUUGCCCGCCACGCUGUGCACGUCACUAAGUACUCUGAUGACCAGCUGUGGCCCGCUGGCUGCCACGUCCCGCAGACUUCAGGAGAGCCAUCGAUGGGCAUCCCCCAAUGGAUCGGUGACGGCACCGAGUCUGUUGUUGACACUGACAUUGUGUUCUGGCAUACCUUUGGUGUCACGCAUAUCCCGGCCCCAGAGGACUUCCCUAUUAUGCCCGUCGAACCAAUCACGCUAUUGCUCCGACCCCGCAACUUCUUUAGCAAUAAUCCUGCUAUGGAUGUUAUGCCAAGCUACUGUAGCACACCGAGCCAGGUUGCUGGGAAGCAAGAUGGCAUUCUAAACACUACUGACAAGAUGAGCACGCUUGCGUUUUCAAACGGAACUGGGUCAUCAUCGGGGUGCUGUAAGCCGUAACUUGGUAAUCUUCUGCAAACCCUCACUAUCCAGGAAAUCAAAUAUUACUGCAUGACCACCC
Molecule: messenger RNA, 2128 nt
Organism: Trichoderma virens Gv29-8
Lineage: Eukaryota; Fungi; Ascomycota; Sordariomycetes; Hypocreales; Hypocreaceae
Exons: 4
Coding region: 1-2067 (688 amino acids)
Biological process (GO): amine metabolic process
Molecular function (GO): quinone binding; primary methylamine oxidase activity; copper ion binding
Source: RefSeq, a predicted model, not a curated record